This is a messenger RNA of Ornithodoros turicata, 828 nucleotides long. RefSeq lists its product as uncharacterized. The transcript has a single exon. The coding region runs from base 1 to 828 and encodes 275 amino acids. The record is from RefSeq and is a predicted model, not a curated record. NCBI's taxonomy places the organism in Eukaryota, Metazoa, Arthropoda, Arachnida, Ixodida, Argasidae.
AUGAGUAAAACUGAACGUCUUCCUCUGCACCAUAGCGGGUUAGAAGAUACGCCAAGUGAAGACAACGGUUCCUCGCAAGACGAAGAGUGCCCUACUGCAGCAGACACUGUGGAAGAAGAGUGCAGGGGUGUGUCUACAAGCGACAGUUCAGAGCCUAAAGACGCUGUUGAGGACUUGGAAAGUUCAGCAGAGAGCGAAGGGCGCUGCAGGUCAAGCGGUGAAAGCGUCACCGAAGGAUAUGACGAUUCUACAGAAGGUGACAGUACUAGCGACGAAAUCGUCACUGGAGAAUCUCGCAGCAUGGACAGCGAAGGAUAUGGUAGUUCGGAGGGUGAAAGCGACGGUGAGGGAACUUUCCUCAGUGACAGCGAUUGUUCGACAUGCGAUGAAUCUGAUAGUCUUGACGACGAAAGCGCGGCAGAACUAUCCGGUUACUCAACAGAGGGUGAAGAGUCUCAACGUUCGCACUGUGAAAGCGAGUCCGAAGUAGGUGAUUGCUCUGAAAGCGUAGGAUCCAGUAGUUCGGACAGCGAAUGCGCUGCAGACGGGUCUGGCUAUUCAGCGGGAGACGAAGAAUCCGGUAGCCUACGUAGUGAUAGCGACACCGAAGGAUCUGGCGAUUCCUCGGAAAGUGGAAGAUCUGGUGAACCUACAGGAAGUGAAGGAUUUGAUAGCGCCGACGGGGAGAGGGACACCGAGGAAUCGGGUGAUUCAGUGGAAAGUGAAGGAUAUGGUAGUUCAGAAUGUGAAAGCCCUGGCGAAGGAUCCAGCAUUUCUCAAGUGAGUGAAGCAUCUGGUAGCACAGAGAGCGAAGGCGCUGACCAGUGA